UUUAUUUUCAUCAAACUUACCUAUUUACGUCCUUCAUUUUUUAUAUACUGUUAUUACACUCAAAAUUAUCUACUUUAAAUUACAACAAUAACUACGUGCCACCAGGUUGUUAAGAUUUUGAUUAUUAUUUCACGUACUCCAAAUCCCACCUCACAGCAUCGGUAAGAACGGAACCAACGGAACGCAUAUAAUCAUACAUAUAUAUAUACUAUGGAUUCACAAUAUGAUGAAGGCUUUGCAUCAUCAUCAUCUAUGGAGGAUGCCCAAACCAAAGAUAUCAUUCGACGAAGGCGUGCACAAUCAUUACAUCGUAAGAAACCAUCCUUGACUUCAUCGCGACUCCCUGCUGAUCUUCUUCAAACAUUCCCUGUUGAUGCUCUCAAGAUGGCUCUUAUUGAACGUAUUUUAUGGUUAUUAUCUUUCUUGUGGACAGUUUGUCGCAUGGUUUCUCUACCCAAUUCUCCACUUAGUACAGGGGUUUUACUAGGUUGGACUACGUUGAUUUUGACUGGUCUUAGUACAUGUCAUGCUUUUUCUCGUACCAAGAAAUCAAAACAACAUAAUACAGCUGCAUCACUUGAUAAAUCUUCCACUGAAACAUCAUCCGACGAUUCUCCAAAUUCUCCACUUUCACCAGCAGCAACAGUACAAUUGGUGAACAUUGGUGAAGGUGAUCAACUCUUGCAAUCUGAUCGAAACAACAAAAUAAAAGGAUCGAAACUCAAUCAGGUACCACUUUCAGUGAUUCCACCAACCAAUCGAAUUUUUGGUGCUAGCAGAAUGGCUUUUAGAUCCAAUGCUGAUGAUGGAUUAUUAUGUGGUGUACUACUCCUUCCUAUUGUUGCGUGUGCUCAGUUGACUGGUGUCAUCUAUCAAAGAGAUACGAAUAACUUUCGUAUAGCAUUGACUCAAGCCAAAUUAGAAUUGACUUUUUUGAUGAGUCUAAUUUUUCUUAUUCUGGUCUCGGCUGAUGGAUUUUUACACCCUGUGAAACGAAUGAUAAGAAAACGUGGUCUAUUUGUAUCAAGUAUAUUGAUUUCUGGCAUCUUCACCUUUCUUAUUACUCGAUUAACGACUUUGACUCCAGUUCUUGGAUAUACACCUAUCAUCAUGACGAUUAUCUCUGUGACUACAUUCCAAUGGUCUUUAUAUCUCUGUGUUGUGGCUCUCAAGCGGUGUUUUACCUUGGGUGAAAUGUGCGUUAUCUCUGAAGGUGCUGCGGUGAUGGUACACAAAGUUCAAGAAAUGGUUUAUGCAACAUUUUAUAGUGACAAGGUACCUGAUUAUAUGAGCAUGGAAGAAAACAAGCCAGAAACUAUACUGAUUCAUGCAGUUGUCAUGGGAAUGUUGGUCAUUGGUUUUUUAUCUUAUCCACUCCUACGACGUUCUCGUAUUUUGGCUCAAAAACCGUAUUGGAGAUCCUCCACUUCUAUUGACACACUGGUAGAUAUACAACGGCGCAAGGUUAUGGUUGCGAUUUCUUUUUAUUGUCUUACUGCUACUAUUAUUGUGCUUGUUAUCAGUCCUAUUUGUGCGGCCAUGUUACACCAAAAUCCCUUUCUAUGGACACUUGAAUUCUUAUUCUCUUCUCCUCCUCGACUCUUUUUAUGUAUAUAUUGGACUAUUGCUAUUGGUAUUACGGUGAUUAUCUGGGUUCUGUUAUUAGAUUUUCCAGCUAACGAUGACCAACAACAACAAACUUUUUUUGCCUCAUCAAAGCAUUCACGAGCCAAACACUUGACAAGUGCGUUGAACAAGAAGCGAAAAUUAUUCCAUGGUUUGGCCGUGGUUAUGUUUGUUCCUGGGGUUUUGUUUGCCAAUUCAUUCCUUCAGCUUGCCUUUGGUGUUGCUCUAUCUUCGUUUAUCUAUUUAGAAUUUCUUCGUUAUUUCGCUGUUUGGCCGUAUGGAAAAAAUCUGCAUAUGUUCCUGACAGAAUUUAUCGACAAUCGUGAUUUAGGUCCUGUUAUUCUGAGUCAUAUAUAUCUCUUGGUAGGCUGCGCCGUUCCAGUAUGGCUAGGAAGUUCAAGUAUAAUAGCAAGUUUAUCAGGUAUUUUAUCCCUUGGAUUCGGGGAUGCUUUGGCUUCUAUCGUUGGAAAGCGAUUUGGACGAUUUCAGUGGCCUGGGACGAAAAAGACGGUGGAAGGUACGUUGGCUUUUAUCGUCACUGUGUAUCUUAGUGCCUUGAUCAUUACCUAUAGCUCAGCACUUAUCAGCUUGGAUGGUGUGUCAACGAUUGUGGCUUCGGCUGGCCGAAGAGAAUGGAUUCAAUACUUACUUGUAGUGACAAUGACAGGUCUACUGGAAGCAUUUUCAUUUCAAAAUGAUAAUAUUAUUAUACCAUUAUACAUGUAUGCCCUUGUCGUCCAGUGUCAAAUACUUAGUUGAAAUCAUAAUAUCAAACAUACACAUACAUAUGCACACACACACAUUUCACAUUAUAUUUUAUCCCUCUCCAUUCCCCAGCAUUGAUCUAUAUCUAUCUUUGUUUAAUACUUUUAUCAAUUCUACUACUACUACACUUCCUCUCGUUUAAUAAAAUCAUUUUGAAAAAUUUCUGUUUA
Molecule: messenger RNA, 2561 nt
Organism: Halteromyces radiatus
Lineage: Eukaryota; Fungi; Mucoromycota; Mucoromycetes; Mucorales; Cunninghamellaceae
Exons: 10
Coding region: 211-2385 (724 amino acids)
Biological process (GO): dolichyl monophosphate biosynthetic process
Cellular component (GO): endoplasmic reticulum membrane
Molecular function (GO): dolichol kinase activity
Source: RefSeq, a predicted model, not a curated record